UAAACCAAUCGAUGAAUGAAUCCAUAUCACCCUUUCUAUGGAGAGGACUUCUACUUUGAGAUCCCUCGCCCGUUUCAGUGUUUAUCCUUCUACGUUUAUGCCAAGAGCGUUUUCCAAAGGGACCUACCUGUUGGCAAAGUGUCAAUUCGAAAGGAUGAGCUGUGUAAUUUCAGUGGGAAGGAGCACUGGUUUAGCCUUCAUCCAGUAGAUCCUAACUCAGAAGUCCAGGGGAAGGUUCACUUGGAGAUGCGAUUGAAUGAAGUGAUCACAGAGAACGGCUCAGUGGGUCAACACUUACUGGUCCGGAUAAUAGAGUGCCAGGGACUGCCUUUGAUCAGUGGACAGAACUGUGACCCCUACGCCACCGUGUCACUCGUUGGACCUGCCAGGUCAGACCAAAAGAAAACAAAGGUAAAGAAGAAAACCAGCAACCCUCAUUUUGAAGAGACCUUCUUCUUCGAGGUGACACGGUCCAGCAGCUAUUCCAAAAAAUCUCAUUUCCAAGUAGAGGAGGAGGACAUAGAAAAACUUGAGAUCAAAGUGGAUUUAUGGAACAAUGAGAAUCUGGCUCAGGAUGUGUUUCUGGGAGAGACGAGGGUCCCUGUGAAGAUACUGCGAAAUGACCACAUUCACAAAGCCUGGUAUCUCCUCCAACCAAAAGGGAAUGGCAACAAGUCCAAGUCUGAUGAUUUGGGAUCCUUGCGUUUGAAGCUGACCUACAUAGAAGACACAGUGCUGCCGUCUACCUGCUACACACCACUCUGCAACCUGCUGCUCAAAUCCCCCGAUGUGAAGCCCAUCUCGGCGUCAGCAGCGCACAUCUUGGGGGACAUCUACAGAGAGCGGUAUGAGGCUGUUCUGCCCAUGGUUCGACUGCUGCUCCACCACAAUCGCUUUGUGCCUUUUGUCUCUGCUGUGGCAGCGCUGGAGCUGGACAACACUCAGGAGGCUAACACUAUAUUCCGUGGCAACUCACUGGCAACACGCUGCAUUGAUGACAUGAUGAAGAUUGUGGGAAAGAAUUACCUGGCGGUUACCCUGAAGCCUGUAAUAGAUGAGAUUUGUGAAUCCAACAAGACAUGUGAGAUUGACCCUGUUAAACUAAAGGAAGGUGAUAACGUGGAGGUCAACAAGGAGAACCUUCAGGGUUAUGUGCAGAAAGUAUUUUCCUCCAUCACCCAGUCCAGUUCUAGCUGUCCCCCUCUAAUGUGUGAUGUCUUCAGGUCACUGAGACACUUGGCCUGCAAACGCUUCUCAGCUGACCCUCAUGUUCAGUACUCAGCUGUCAGCAGCUUUGUUUUCCUGCGGUUCUUUGCCGUCGCUGUUCUCUCUCCACACUCCUUCCAGCUCCGUCCCCACCAUCCUGAUCCUGAGAUUUCCCGCACACUCACGCUCAUCUCAAAAACAAUCCAGACUCUGGGCAGCUGGGGUAGUUUGUCAAAAAAACUGUCUAGUUUCAAAGAAACCUACAUGUAUGACUUCUUCAAAUCAUUCCAAGAAGACAAGUGCAUUGAAAAAGUUAAAAAGUUUCUAGAUGAGAUUUCCUCGAACAUCAGCAAGGAGUCUAGCGGGCUGGAGGAUGCCGUGGUUCUCAAGGAGGGUGAGGUACAGAAACGUGCCCAGGGGAGAAAACGCUUGGGCAAGAGGAACUUUAAGAAGAGAUGGCUCCGAGUGACAAACAGGGAACUCUCCUACCACAAACAUAAAGGGAAGGAUGCCCUCUGCAUCAUCAAUGUAAAAAAUAUCCAGGCAGUGGAGAAACUGGAUGAAAGUGCCUUUAACCGCAAAAAUAUGUUUCAGUUGGUGCACUCUGAGAAGCCUCUGUACGUACAGGCAGGAAACUGUGUGGAGGCCAGUGAGUGGUUGGAUGUCCUGGGCCAGGUCAGUCGCUGCAACGAGGGACGCCUGACAACCUUUCACCCAUCAAACUACACGGGUGGAGCCUGGCAGUGCUGCAAAAACCAGAGUAACAACGCAGCAGGCUGCAAACCCUGCACAAUCACCGUCCUGGCCAACCUGCAGCUGGACAUUGACUGUGAUCGCGAAACUGAAAGAAUAUUCUCCCUCCUGUCGUCAAACGAUGCCAAGCUGCAGAACAUGGAGGACGCGUGUGCCAGCAUGGCAGUGUACCAGGGCCCUCAGCGGGAGCAGGAGGAAUACUCCAAGUUCACCAUUCAGGAACCCAAAGAGACCUUUCAGACACUCAAACAGCUCCGAAACAUCAUGGAGGAACUUCAGAGGCAGCAUAACAUCAGGAGUGACACCACGGCACAGUACGGGAGCCUGGACAAUCCCAUAGUCGGGAAAACCUCCUAACCGGGGCAGGGAGGUGUGACCUGAAUCAGCCAUACCAGAAGGUGUCCUAAAGGACCUUGGGACAACCAACGAGAACGCUGAACGGGUGUUCCAAGAGAAAAACAAACAAUACACCCUGACCUCCAGACAUCACCAGUCCACUACAGCAGUGACAGCCUGAGAAUGGGGACAGAGCUUGUGAGCUUCUUCCUUGUUCCCCAAAAUGAACAAACUCUCGGUAUUUGUCGUUUUCUUUGGCUGCCCCCUCCCCUCCCCUCCUUCAUGAAGACACUCUUUCCCCAUCUUAAUUUAUGUCCUCCUUUACAUAUCCAGCUGUGUGAAUAAGACAUCAUUAGAUGGUGUGUGAAUAGGCUGCUAUUUUUUUUAAUUCACCCAGUUUUGUAUCAACAGCUGUGAUGAUGCUCCCCCAAUCUCUCUAAUCGUCUCUCUUUCAAGUUGAUUACUUAUCAUCAUCUCUCUGGAGGAUCGUCCUCCACUUGUGCCCCUUUUAUCUCUGUCUACUCUUUAAGUGUCUUUCCUCUUCUGAACAAAUCUGUAGAUAUACUUUCAGGGGACACUUGAGUAGAUACAAACCAAUCUGCCUUACUUCGAUGGAUGUUUCUUUCACAUUAAAUGCUGAGGGAAUAACGCAGAAGCACUUUAAAUAUUUGGAGCACUCCAAAUGGAAAUGAAUAGAUACUUGGUAUCAGCUUUCCCCAAUUUUGAUCAGUUACAUGAUCUUGAGUACAUUUUGUUUUUGUUCCAAUCCUGUACAAUAACAUUUAUAGCCUGUAGAUUUUAAGAUAUUUUUCUUGACCAAAGACAUUUUCAUAGGUAUGACUUGAAAAAAAAUAAUAAUUGUAUUUUGAAUACAAAUGUUUUAAAAAUGGAGACAAAUGAUAAAUAUAUAUAUACAUAUAUAUAUAUAUAUAUAUAUUUGGUUUCUGUCAAUGUUUUCGCUAACAUAUCCUUUGAUUUUUGGUGACUUAAAGCAAGCAGACUGCAUGUGUUGAGUUGUAAGUCCUGAUAGCACAUGAUUGUGGUGUGGAGUUGUAUUUCCCUGUGAUUGUGAAUCGUAUCGGUACGGUGUACAUCAGAUCUGUGCUGUUUUGUUGAGAGCAUUGCAACAUAUUUAUAUUAUAGCAGCUUUUGUAAACAACAACAAGAAAAAAAACAAGAUUGAGGAAACGAUGAAAGGAAUCAAUUUGAAUAUCAAAUUGACACCCAUCAUCCCUGAUUUAGUCCAGACAAUCAUGGCCACAACAAACAUCAUUAUUUUUUUCAUCAUACAUGAUUAUUUUUGAAACCCGAAGCACUCAGCAGAUGAAACUGUUGAGCUUUAUGAUUGUAUGAAAUCAGUUUGAUAUGGGGCAGUAGGUUUAAAAGUUUUUAACUUUUCACAGAUGCAGCUCUUCACUGCCAGAACUGUCCGAAAAGUUAUGAAGUUACAAAGAGUUCAAUCCUGCAGAGUAAUGAAGAGCCAAUUCAGGAGUGACUCGCUUCCUUACAAUCAUAUUUGGUAGAAGUGAAGCUGUAUCUGAUCAGCUCAGUCAAAGAAAACAGUCCACAACAUCUGAUCUCAUUAACUGCUCCAGAUUUUCACCUUUUUUAUGUAAACAUUUACUACCAGCAAAUUAACAUUUUUACAGAUUAUUUUUCUGUCUGCUGAUUUAAACAUUAAUCCAGAAGAGGGUUUUUCUUCUUCUCUUAGAUAACCUGAUGAUCAGCCAGUUUGGUGUCAUGUACUCUCCAUCAUUCACCCAUUUGAACAAUGAAGUGUUGAAAAGACUUCAAGAAAACUUGAAUUACUUUAGGAGCAAAAGUUGAACUUGUGAUGCUGAUAAUACAGGGUUAACCGUGUAUUUUUCUUUUCUUGUGGAAUAAGUUGUUGUUCAGGAGUUUUGUCUUUGGUCCAUCAUAUAUUUCUAACAUGCAUGUCUUGUUUAUUUAACAAAAUAUUUUUCUAGGAAGACGCUUUUGUAUCCUUUUUUUUCAAACACUGAUUCAGUGUGUUGCUAUCCUGGUACAGUACCUUUCUUUUUGUCCGCUGCGCUUUUACGACUCUGGCUGCUUGUGUUUCUGUCCCUGAGUGUUUCCCCCUUUUUGUACGUGGUUGUAGCUGCUGCCAAACCUCCACUUGUUGAUAGCUUCAACGCAGCACCACAGAAGUGAAUAUUUUGUGUGAGGAGCUACGGUUGGCAUUAUGUUCACAUGCAGACUGUAGAUGAUUAAACUGUCUAAUGAGAGAAAGAAACAACUGUAAAAUGUUAAUUUGAGGAAAACCAUUGUUAGGGGAACUUUGUUCAUGCUUGUCAAAUGUGAUCAUUUGGGCUAUGUUGAAUACUUAACUACUUCGGACCAAAUUUCAACAAAACACAGAUCUAAAUCUAAAGGGAUUACAGCCUGACAUUAUUGUUUUGUACUCAGUGAAAGCUUGCACAUCAGCUCCAUUACCAGUUUGAAAAUAGGCCAGUAAACAAGCAGCUGAUUUACUCUGGUAGUGUGCACAUUUUAUAAAAGGGUGAACGUGUUGGGUUUUUUAUUUCCGUUCACUUGUUAAUGAAUUAAGCUUUUAUGCGUUUUUAAAAAGGGAUUUUUGUCUAUUUGAUUUUCCACGUUUGAACUUGGUCCUAAAAUAAAACCCAUCCUUGUGUGGAUGUGGAUGAGAUGCGUGUGGAAACUCGUAAAGUGGACUGGUAUCAGCCGUCAUGCUUUUUAGGACAGCAGUCUCUGACUUUGAAUGUUGGACUGUUUCCAAUCAUAAUUUUACUUAACUUGACUUAAAGGGACAUGUUGACUUUUGCUUUGAAAUAUCAUAUGACCAACAAUCAAGGCAGUAGCCUCUGAUGAAUGCUGUCUGAGCAUGUCAUUUUAAUCAUAUAUAAAAGGAGAUUGCAGGUUUAUGCCAGAGAAGUUGAUUCCAGGGUCUGCAACCCACUUUUAGCAGCAAGAGCAUAUAUAAAUUCUUUAAAGGUACACAACACUGCAAAACAAUCUGUUCUUUCCUGCCAAUCAUCUCAGAUCUGUUCUGUAAGAGAAACAGCACAGAGCAUGAGUACAGUUAACUCUCUGUUUGGACUUUCUUUGAUGUUUUUCUGCCAACAGUGCAUGGUAACUUCACAACUCAAGUUCAACUCUUCUGAAUGUCUUUACUGCUCGAGUACAAUGUCUGUUUUUUAUACACAUUAAAUGUUUCAUUUUUCAUACAUGGUCUUUUUGUGUCCAUUUGAAUCUAUCUACAAUAAACACUUUGCCAAUG
This is a messenger RNA of Notolabrus celidotus (New Zealand spotty), 5554 nucleotides long. It is a transcript of the gene rasa2, whose product is annotated as RAS p21 protein activator 2. The record is from RefSeq and is a predicted model, not a curated record. Bases 16 to 2316 code for a protein of 766 amino acids. Lineage: Eukaryota; Metazoa; Chordata; Actinopteri; Labriformes; Labridae. The transcript has 23 exons. Gene Ontology annotation, biological process: intracellular signal transduction; regulation of GTPase activity.